Ficedula albicollis (Collared flycatcher) is the source of this 2124-nucleotide messenger RNA. Its product is annotated as sodium-dependent neutral amino acid transporter B(0)AT3. The coding region runs from base 38 to 1906 and encodes 622 amino acids. The record is from RefSeq and is a predicted model, not a curated record. Gene Ontology annotation, biological process: sodium ion transmembrane transport. NCBI's taxonomy places the organism in Eukaryota, Metazoa, Chordata, Aves, Passeriformes, Muscicapidae. Gene Ontology annotation, cellular component: plasma membrane. The transcript has 12 exons.
GGGAAGGGGGCUAAGGAGCCACGGAUAUUUCAUUAAAAUGUCCAAAGAUUUAUCAGCAGCACCCGAACUGCCUAAAGAAGAUGGCAGACCCAAGUGGGACAAUAAGUUCCAGUACAUUCUAAGCUGUAUUGGAUUUGCUGUUGGCCUGGGGAACGUGUGGCGAUUUCCGUACUUGUGCCAGAUACAUGGAGGCGGGGCUUUCCUGAUCCCAUACUUCAUCGCUCUUCUCUUCGAAGGAAUCCCACUGCUACAUCUGGAGCUGGCCCUAGGGCAGUACCUGAGGAAAGGCAGCAUUGGGGCCUGGAACACCAUCUCUGCUUACCUUGGAGGCAUUGGAGUUGCUUCGUGGAUGGUGUCGGUUCUGAUAAGCUUGUACUACAACACUGUUUUAACUUGGGUGAUGUGGUACUUCAUAAACUCCUUCCAAGAACCUCUUCCUUGGAGUGUUUGUCCUCUAAACGAAAACAGAACAGGCUUCAAUGAAGAAUGUUACGAAAGCACUGCAGUAAAUUAUUUUUGGUACAGGAAAACUUUGAACAUAACACCUGAUAUUGCUGAGAGUGGCAGGUUACAGUGGUGGCUCAUUUUGUGCUUGGCAGCUUGCUGGGCAAUUGUCUAUCUCUGCACCAUCCGAGGAAUUGAAACCACAGGGAAGGCAAUUUAUGUGACAGCAAUAUUUCCAUAUCUGGUCCUGACUAUAUUCCUUAUUCAAGGACUCACUCUGCCAGGAGCCACAGAAGGUCUGAUUUACCUCUUCACCCCUAAUCUGAGCACUUUGAAAAAUCCCCGUGUAUGGCUUGAUGCAGCUACACAGAUUUUCUUCUCUCUCUCUCUGGGUUUUGGAGGGCUUAUUGCAUUUGCAAGCUACAAUCCAACAAAAAAUGACUGUGAAAAGGAUGCUGUGACAGUAGCAAUUGUGAACAGCAUGACAUCCCUCUAUGCUUCCAUCCCAGUCUUUUCUGUUUUGGGGUUUAAAGCAACCACAGCCUACUGGGACUGCUUGGACAGGAACAUUAUCAAUAUCAUCAAUGAAUUUGAUCUUCCAGAAGAAAGCAUCAUGCGACAGAACUACACAUCCUGGAUUAGUUUUUUGAAUUCAUCAUAUCCAGAAAAAAUUGCUGGACUCAAACUUAAAAGCUGUGAUCUUCAAGAAUUUCUUGAUCAGAGUGUCUCAGGAACUGGCUUGGCUUUCAUCGUUUUCACUCAAGCUAUCAUCCUCAUGCCAGGCUCCCAAGCCUGGGCCAUCCUGUUUUUCAUAAUGUUGUUCAGCUUGGGCCUUUCUUCGAUGUUUGGAAACAUUGAGGGUGUCUUCACUCCUCUUCUAGAGCUUCAAAUUGUACCUAAAUCAGCACCUAAAGAGCUAUUAUCUGGUAUAAUCUGUCUAAUUAGCUUCCUCAUUGCUCUGUGUUUUACACUGGGUUCAGGGAGUUACUGGAUUGACAUUUUUGACAGAUAUGCAAGCUCAGUGCCUCUUCUAGUCAUUGCUUUCUUUGAAGUGAUUGGAGUUGUGUACAUCUAUAAAAUUAACAGGUUCAGUAAAGAUGUGGAAUGGAUGACUGGACGAAAACUCAAUCUCUACUGGCAGAUCACAUGGAGGUUUAUUAGCCCUCUGCUCCUGCUAAUUGUCUUCACAGCCUUCGUUACUCUCCAGCUGCAGAAGCCGCCAAGCUACACAGCCUGGAACCCUAAAUAUGAAGGCUUCCCCAUGAAAGAGGAGAAAGUUUAUCCACCUUGGGUACAGGCCAUUUGUGUGCUGUUGGUGGCUCUUCCUUGCAUGUGCCUACCUCUGGCAGCACUCUUCCACCUGGUCAAACAAAAGCGCAGGAGCAAGGACCCAAGCCUUGUACCAUCAGAAGUCUUCUCCUGUCAGGGGGCUAACAUCAACUUUUCUCAUCCAAAAGAAUAAAUAUCCAUUGUACCUGUCUGUCAGCACAAAUAAGACAGCCUUUGUUAGACAUUAUUUUAGCUGUCAUUUGGUAUCAUCCAACCAACCUGCUAUACACAGUUCAUAUGCUUACAGCAAUCACUACACUCUGUAAACAAUGCUGUUGUGUUUCCUUUAAUUUCAACCAAUUUCACAGCUGCAUGUACCUCUCCAGCCAGAAUUUAAACUUGGAAAGCCUG